GUUCUACACGCGGUCUUGCUUGUUGUAUGCUGGUUGCUGUACGGUCGGUUGAUGAUGUUCGUGUUCAAGCCAAAUCCAGUAACAGGCUCUAUUGAAUGGGUGGCGCGCAAGGAUGAUGACCAAGCAUUUGCAGAUGACAUUGCAAAGUCACAGUAUGGAGACAUGCUUCAUGAUGCUGAGAGAAAUGAGAAGUAUUACGAUGCCAUUAGACUGGCUGUCAAUCGUGUGCAAAGCAGUGGACAAAAAGUUCACGUGUUAGACAUCGGAACAGGUACAGGACUUUUGGCAAUGAUGGCAGCAAAGUGUGGUGCUGAUCAAGUGUCUGCAUGUGAGGUGUUCCAACCAAUGGCUAAUAUAGCUAAGAAAAUAAUCAAGGAAAAUAAGUUGGAUGAGAAGAUCAGUGUGAUUAGCAAGCGAUCAACUGAAAUAACAGUUGGACCAGAUGGUGAUCUUCAGUCGAAGGCCAAUGUGCUAGUGUCCGAACUGUUUGAUACUGAAUUAAUUGGAGAAGGAGUUUUGUCAACUCUAAAGCAUGCACUUGAAAAUCUAGUUGAGCCUGACUGUAUUGUAGUUCCUUCUCUAUGUCAAGUGUAUGUCCAACUGGUAGAAAGUGAAAUCAUAGCAAGUUGUCACAAGCUCAACAAAGAAAAGGUGUUCUCACAAUAUGGCAGAAUUCAUUUGACUGAUCGUAUGUUGAAAUGUGUUGGCUCUCAGUCUCUGCAAGACUUGCACGUAUCAGAACUACCUUCGGAUGGAGUUAAACUACUGUCACGUCCAAUACCAGUCUUUGAAUUUGAUUUUACGUCAUCUGACAAAAUCUUGCUGAACAACUUUUGUAGCGUUUCAUUUGCGUGUACGGAAACUGGCCGUGGAAAUGCCUUGAUUAUGUGGUGGGAUGUGAUGUUUGAUAUGGAGAACAAGAUUAGUCUCAGCACUGCACCUGCAUGGGCAAGGACAACAAAAAAACAGUGGCGGGAUCACUGGCUGCAGGCUAUUCAACAUUUAGAACCAGCUGUGACCGUAGAGCAAGGAAACACGUUCGCAGUUAAUGGCGCUCAUGAUGACUACAGCAUGUGGUUCAAUGUGUCAAAGACAGCAGAAGAAAGUGCUGUUGUUCGUCCAGUGUGCACGUGUAGUGCCCAUUUGAUGUGGAGCUGUUCACGUUUUUCGAUGUUGAACGACUCUGGCCGGACAGCGAAGUAUGAAGUGGCUCUUCGAAAUAUUCUGUCACAAUCAAGUUGUGUCUCGACGUGUUUGUCCAUUAGUGAUGGCUCACUGCUACCUUUUCUUGCUGUUUCUUUAGGAAUUGAAAAGGUUGUGUGUUCAGAGGAAGUGAGUAAGUCACACCAGAUAACUCGACAGCUUGUUGAAACAAACAACAUGACUGAUCAAAUUCUUGUCUUGCCAAAGAAGGCAAUGAAAGUAGCUGUCAAGGACUUUGAAUUUUUUGUUGGAAAAAAUAAGUUUGACUUGUUGAUGGGAGAGCCAUAUUUCACUGCCAGCAUCUUGCCGUGGCAUCUUUUGUUUUUCUGGUAUGCUAGAACACAUGUAGAUGAAUGGCUGAGUGAGGAUGUGAAGAUUAUGCCACACCGAGGGAGCAUCAGGGCAAUUGCAGUUCAAUUUCGGGAUCUCUGGAAGUUGAGAAGUCCAGUCGGUUGCGUUGAAGGAUUCAAUCUGUCACUGUUUGAUAAAUACACUGAGGCAUGUCCACCGGCUGGCACACCACAUGACAAGACUGCUGCAUCUUGGUGUCAACCUCUUCACAUGUCUGAACCCGACUCUCAUGCUCUGUGGGAGUAUCCAGGCAUUCCUUUAUCAGCACCAGCAGACAUCUUGGAAUUUGAUUUCACAAGAAUUGUUCCUGAUGAGAAUUUGACAAGCUCUGUUAAAAUGCCAUUUAUAAGUAAAGGGGUGUGCCAUGGCCUCGUCUAUUGGAUGGAGUACCAACUCGAUGAAUUAACAAUGAUCUCAACUGGACUGGAAGGUACUGCAGCCCAUGGCCAGACACUGACAUGGAACAGACACUCCAAACAAGCGGUCUCUUUCUUUCUUCCUCACAUUGAUACACAAAUGACAUCAAGACAAAAUACGGGGCUUCACGUGCACACAGAGUUUGACGUUCAAACAGGAAGUUUGAAAUUUAAAGUUUUAAAUCUGUAAGAACUUGUUGAAUUUGAUGCUUGCUUAGCUGCCUGGUGUUUAGCACAAAUUUGAGACAUUGAAGUUGUAGCGGCACAUCUUGUAAUGUAAUAAAUAUACUAUACUAUAAUAUACUAUACCAUAUAUGAUGCAUGUA
Messenger RNA from Corticium candelabrum, 2296 nucleotides. RefSeq names its product protein arginine N-methyltransferase 7-like. The record is from RefSeq and is a predicted model, not a curated record. Gene Ontology annotation, molecular function: protein-arginine omega-N monomethyltransferase activity. Gene Ontology annotation, biological process: peptidyl-arginine methylation. The coding region runs from base 52 to 2160 and encodes 702 amino acids. NCBI's taxonomy places the organism in Eukaryota, Metazoa, Porifera, Homoscleromorpha, Homosclerophorida, Plakinidae. The transcript is spliced from 18 exons.